Messenger RNA from Cinara cedri, 1348 nucleotides. The record is from the annotation of a GenBank genome assembly. NCBI's taxonomy places the organism in Eukaryota, Metazoa, Arthropoda, Insecta, Hemiptera, Aphididae.
GUGACACGGUUGUUUAUAUGGGAAUUAUACUGCAGGGAAGUAUGAUAGUAUAUAAACUCGACAAAAAGGCACUUGCAGAUGUCGACGAUAAUAAAAUCCUCGACGUGUCGAGUUUGUAAAGAUUUCCGGUGUGCGUGUCCGUUCUAUUACAUUUAUACGACAACAUACUCGUGCAUAAUAUAUUGAAUAAUAUUACACGUCGGUCAUAAUUCGUUUCAAGUUUUUCGAAAAGGAUAAUAUGGUCGUGUAGAUAAAAAUAAAACAUUAGUGAUACAGUUACGAGUGUUACGAUGCGUGUUGUUCAAGCCUGGGCAUUAACGAGUUAAUGAGUUACGUGUUAAGUUAAAAGUUAAGUUAUGUUAACUUAUUAACUUAACUUAAUUCCUUCAGAUAAAAUUAACUUAACUCGUUUUCUCCAAGGUCAAAUUAAGUUAAUUUUGAAUUUCAAAACCAGAAAAACGUUUUUGUUCAAUGCGAAGUUCGAUUAGACAAGUUCAUAGAAUCUGGAAAAUUGUCAAAGAUAAAAUAAAAGAUUCCGAAGAAUAAUAUAUUUUUAUUAAAAGACAAGAACGUUUUGAGCGCAAUGAUAGGGGGGUACCGGGAAACAAUAUUCGGAUCGUAUAAACGACCGUGAGUCAGUGAUAGCCAAUAGGCCGUAAGUUACCAUUAAUAGCAACGAGUCCGCGAAUUAUAUUGUUGUUGUUGCGAAUGGUAGCCGUCUACCUUAUCUAAUAUAUACAUACAUGCAUACAUAAAUAUGUUACGUAUUAGUAUUAAUAGUAUUAUACAUUUUGCUCAUGUCCCUACGGCUUGCUCCCGCGCAAACGACACUACCGCGUUAGCCGCUGUGGUGUUGAUUGUUGUUAUUGCGGUAUUGCGUAUUAUUUUACGUUUCGCAUUAUUAUAUUCACUAGAAAAACGACGCACAGCGCAAACGAUCAACAUUUUCGUUUUGUCACACAAAUCGCCGUUAUUGAUUAUUAAAUACGGACAAUAGUUAUCCAAGCAAGUCAUAUUAAUUACAGAAAUAUUACGAUAUUAUUAUCAAUAUAGUUCUAUAAAACAAUACCUAUUGAACAAAUGAAUUGAUUAGGUUGGUAUAUUGUAGUGCCUAUAUGUACCUGUACAAUAUGCAUACGUAUAUUGUCCGUACACCGUAUACGUUUUCGGAAACCGGCUGUAUGGUUUAUAUUCAAAAAUAUAUUCUGUAAUACUCGUACUAAAUAGUAGAUAUUCGGGAUAUUUUACAAUUCCUUAAUUUUAGGAACAUCCUGCAUUUAUAAACUAUUGUAGUGUGACAUCUAAUAAAGUUCCUGCAUCACGUAGAAACUUCAUGCGUGAUGUAUAA